CAUCAUCGACUCCUCAGCGUCAAUUCGUGUGAUCGACCAAGACGAAGUCAUCAUCCCUCCUCGCCAUCCUCGGCGCCGUUGUGCCCGCCCUCGCGGCGCCCAAGGGCAUCGAUCGCCGUGCCGACACGGACCUCAUGUCCGGCAAGUACAUUAUCCAACUCAAGCCCGGCACCACUCUCGAAGCCGUCACCGCACAUCACAAGGCGGUUCGCAGCCUUCGCCGCCGUGAUGGGUCCGCAGGCACUGUGGAGAAGACGUUCCAGAUUGGCAACUUCAACGCCUACAGCGGCAGCUUCGACGACGCGACCCUCGAGGGAAUUGCGGCUCUCGACGAGGUCCUUUCCGUCGAGAUCGACCAGGCCAUCUUUGUCGACCCCACCGAGCAGGACUUGGGUGAUCUGUCCCACAAGGCUGCUGGCUCUACUGAGUAUGUCUACGAUAGCACUGCCGGCGAGGGCACGACUGCCUACGUCUUUGACACAGGCAUCCGGACUUCGCACUCUGAGUUCGAGGGCCGCGCCAGCUUCGGUAUCAACGGUGUGACCGGAUCGACCGUCUCCCCCGGCUCUAACUCCGACACCGACGGCCACGGCACUCACGUUGCUGCGACUAUCGUCGGCAAGACCUACGGCGUCGCCAAGAAGGCCAAGGUCAUUGACAUCAAGGUGUUUGACGGGUCUACGGGCUCCACCUCGGCUAUCCUCACCGGCCUUACAUGGGCAGUCAACAACAUCGUAAGUAAGGGCGCGCAGGGCAAGUCCGUUCUCAACAUGUCCUUGAGCGCCAGGAACGUCUCGGCCCUCGACGAUGCCGUCCUCGCUGCCUACAACCAGGGCAUCCUCACCGUCGUCGCGGCAGGCAACGACAACCAGCCGGCUACCGAUACCUCCCCCGGCAGACUACCCGAGUCUUUCACCGUCGGUAUGACGCGCCCCGACCGCGGCCGCGUCAACAUUAUUGAGGGAAUUUACGGCAGAUCCUACGGCCCCGAGCUGGACGUCUUCGCGCCCGGUCAGGAUAUCAUCUCAGCUAGCUACAGCUCUGACACGGGCACGGCGACGAAGACUGGCACCAAUAUGGCGGCGCCGCUUGUCGCUGGUCUGGUGUGCUACUUUAGAGGCGUGGAGGGCGGCUUCGGAACGCCCAAGGAGGUGACUGAUAGGAUCUUGGAGCUUGCUAUUCCGGAUGUUGUUGGUGACCCGAAGGGAUCGCCGAACUUGUUGGUCAACAACGGCAGUGGGCAGUAAGCAGGG
This is a messenger RNA of Colletotrichum phormii, 1253 nucleotides long. RefSeq names its product alkaline serine protease Alp1. The transcript is spliced from 3 exons. Gene Ontology annotation, molecular function: serine-type endopeptidase activity. Gene Ontology annotation, biological process: proteolysis. The record is from RefSeq and is a predicted model, not a curated record. NCBI's taxonomy places the organism in Eukaryota, Fungi, Ascomycota, Sordariomycetes, Glomerellales, Glomerellaceae. The coding region runs from base 135 to 1247 and encodes 370 amino acids.